Molecule: messenger RNA, 4432 nt
Organism: Drosophila montana
Lineage: Eukaryota; Metazoa; Arthropoda; Insecta; Diptera; Drosophilidae
Product: AT-rich interactive domain-containing protein 4B-like
Exons: 2
Coding region: 1-4284 (1427 amino acids)
Source: RefSeq, a predicted model, not a curated record
AUGGCCAAUUUAUUGUAUUGGCGGUUCUCGCGACCCCUAUACACCUAUUUGUCCAUCAGGUACGCUGGCCAUCGCCCAUUGGCUCCGAUGAUCCGACACUUUCAUGACGACGACUCCGUGCCCAAGGACACCAAGAAGCAUAUGCCGCGGCCGCGAGUAGCGAACAAGGAUGAAACAAUUUCCACUGAAAGCCGAAAACUCGUUGAUUCCAAGCCCAAACAGAAGAUGGCAACCGGAACUGUAGUCAAGCUAUCCAUCGAACAGGAAAUAAAGGCACUGAGCAACGUUGUUGGCAGCAAGCAGAAUAGCAAGGAUACAAUCAGUAUUCAGAGCCACAUUCGUUCGAAUACAACGCCCAAAUCGACGAACCCUAAAACUUCAUCGAAAUCCAGCCAAACGGUUGGGGAUCAAUCCAAAGACAAAGCUGACAAGCUUGAAUCGAAUGCGAGUGCCGUGGAAACUAGGGUUAGGGCAUUUGUUGAUUCAAUUGAGAGAAAGAAAGCUUCCAAUCCAAAACCUCUUCAGAGCCAGACAGAUGCAGAUAAAGACGCCUCAAAGACUACGGAAAAGCCAGUUAAAUCCUCCCCAAGUCCCGUACAGUCAACAAGCAGCUCCAAUAAAAUCGGAGUGACCAAGCUAACAGAUAAAUCCUGCCAAGCUUCGCAGACCGAAUCGCCACAAGUUCCAAAUAAAGAGGCUACUUGGUCCUCAUCCCAGUCGGAAGUCGGUAGCCCCAAACUAUUUGACGGACAGCAAGAAACGUCUCAAACGAAGAUGUCGCAAAAACGUUCAGAAUCUGAAAGGAAUUUAGCUGAGAAGAAUGUGGGCAGAUUAUCUAAGAUUGAGCCCCAAAUGCCAUGGGAGGGAAUGUUUGGAGAGCAUUUCAAGUCCAGAGCUAAAAUCCCCGUCGAAGUUGAAACGAAGGCAGUUGGUUCUCAUGAGGGAAAGCCUCAGUCGUUGGUCGUGGUUAACACUAAGCAAAAUAGUCAAGAUAAAAAUAAUUCAAAUGAUAAGUUAUCUCAAGUCGAAGCGAAAGCAGAGACUGCGAAAACUAAAAUCGAAUCUGCAGGCGAAGCCAAAAGUAUGUCCGAUAGAAAUAUCCAGAAAAGUGUUGGCAAGACGAAACCAGAGCAAGAUCAAUAUCUAGCCAAGGGCAAUCCACCUAAAAAGGAAGCUCCGAGCAGCGAAAUCACAAACAAAACGAUACUGAAUCCAUGGAAAACGGAAACCUCCAGCAGCUAUAAAAUAGACAAAUCGGAAUCGAAUCAAGCUCAAAAAGAAGAUGACCCGAAAAGCAAAAGCGCCGACAAAACGGGAACUGUGGAAGGCAACUCGGCAUCCAAAUCUGCGGUUCCCCAAAAAGACAAGCCUAAUAGCCCCUCCAAAAUGGAGGACAAGUUUUUCAAGCCCCUUCAUAGUCAGACAGCAAUCAAAACUGCUGUAAUUAAAGAGGACGAUGCAUUAAAGGACGUACUUAAGUGUUCGAAUAAACAUGAAGAAUGGAUUGCUAAAAUUCUCGCACCUCCAAAAAGAGCUUAUGAAGCCCCAAAGAUCAAAUCGAAUACCAGCUAUAAAAUUGAGGAUGACUUUGCUAAAGCUAAACCCCAUCAGAACAAGUCGAACAACAAAACGGACGAAGCUUCACAGGACAAAUCCAAAAUCCAAUCGGAAAACAAACCCACAGCAACUGAAACUGAGAAGGCCUCCAAAGAUAGCCCUAGCAGUAAAUUUAAAGCCGACGAUGGAUUUUCCCAAGCUAAACCCUGUCAGAAGCAGUCGGACAACAAAUCUGCAGCAAACAAACCUGAUGAAGCCUCAAAGACGAAAUCUAAAUUCGACGAGACAUCGAAAAAUAAAUCCAAUCCCACCUAUAAUGUUAAGGGCUGGCAUUCUAAGCACUCGCAGAACCAGUUGAUCAAGAAAUCCGCUGCAAUUAAACCUGAUGAAGCCUCAAAAGUCAAAUCCAAGAGCUUCAACAAAGAUGGAGGCAGGUUUCACAAAUCCAAGCCCUCCCAGAGUCUGUCUGAGAAUAAACCCUCGGCAGACAAAUCGGAUAAGACCCCCAAGAACAAAUCGAAUAGUAUUUAUAAAGUCACAGAUUUGUCUUCCAAAGUAGCUCAGAACCCGUCAACCAACAAAGUGGAUGAGGCCUCCUCCAUUAAGGACCUCUCUAGCCCUAAAAAACCCGGCAACGAUUUGCUGGAGUCGUUCAGUGCCGUUAGAUCUUCGUCGAUUUCCGAUAGAAAAUUCUCGGUUGACCCGAUCAAGGCUGAAAAACCCGAGUUGGUCUCAGCGGAUACUGUGGCGGAAAAAGCCUCAAAGACUCGAUCAAAGUCGGCCUUAAUUCAAGAUAAUCAAAAGCCCGCAUCCUAUGACAGGAAAGCAGAAAUUCAGCAGGCUGGGAGGCCGCAGGAUGGACUGAAAUCUGUGAAAUCUGCGCCGGAAACGACGUCAACUGCGUUUGGUUCUGGUCAAAAGGGGAAUAAGGGCACGAUUGCUUCGCUGUUGGAAGCUGUUCGCAAACUGCCAAUUAGGCAAGAAAAGGCGGGCAAAAGCCGUCAAGAAGAGGUCCUAGCUAGACUAAAGGAAAAGAUUAAGGAUGAGGAAAAAAAAGCGGAGAUCCUUGAAAUACUGGCUGAAGAGCUGCGCUCCAGACGUGAAGCCGCCACCAACCCAAACAUAGAUAAUAAAAUGAAUCCAACGCAAAGUGGAGAUGCGCCUUCUACAACCUCUAAGAAUCAGCCUGGCUCCGAUCGUGAGGCUACGGCGGCUAUUGCAGCAGCAAUUGUUAAGAGUUUAACGGAGAGUUCUGCAACCUCCGAGGCGAGUGAUACGAUUGUGGAUAAGAGUAUGCCAAUAGUAUCGCUUCAGGAGCUUGGGUCUUCUUGUCAUUUAACGUCCUCAUCGUUGGGCAAUUCGAAUGAAGGCAAGACAUCUUACGGCAAAGCCGAGUUCCUUGGCACUGACCAGAUUGGUGCCAAGUGUGUGACGAAUGUAGACAAGGUAGGGCCCGAUUCGAAGAAAAUCGUUAGAAAAUCCCGCACCGAUCCUAUUUUUGAUAAAGUUAAGGAUGAUAAAAAUUCUAAUGUGAAAGGCAAGACGUUGACUAAAAAGACAAAUAAAAUCAAGGCCGUAGAUAUGACACCCGGUCACCUUUACAAUUCCACAACCGAGGGUGAGAAUCACGACUUCUCAAAAAAGAUGAAUGCGGAAGACGAUGAUGAAACGUUAAGACUUAAGGCCGAACAAUUUUUAAAGGAAAGCGAAGCAAGACAUAUUCUAGAGAAAACUAAGCAUAUAAAUAUCGAAAAACUAGAUGUCGAUAAGCUAGGUUUCGAUAAACUAGGUGUCGAUAAACUAGAUGUCGAUAAGCGAGAUGUCGAUAAGCGAGAUAUCGCUAAAUUAGAUGCCGCUAAAUUAGAUGUCGAUAAGCGAGAUGUCGCUAAACUGGAUGUCGAUAAGCGAGAUGCCGCUAUAUUAGAUGCCGCUAAAUUAGAUGCCGCUAAGCCAGAUCUCGCUAAUUUAGAUGUCAAUGAACUAGAUGUCUCUGGCCAACAAACACCAAAGCCAAAGUUGACGAUCUCCCAAUAUCUCUAUGAAAUGUUUAUGGGCAAACGGAAAAACAAUAAUGAAAGCGGUCGCAGAAACAUCACCACCUACUCCGCGGUUCAUAGCCGAAACUCAUGGCUAGAUAAUCGUAGCAAAAAAUCUUUAAGACCAACUGUUAGUAAAAAGACAGAAGAAACUUUUAUUUCGCCGGAUCUGGCAAAACGGCAGCUAGGUAAAGAAGCCAUACUUAAGGAGCGAAGAAGUAAAUCCCAUGAGUAUAGAGAUGGUGAAAAUGACAAGGACUCACGUCAGCGUUUCGAUGACGUGUCUUGUUCAAGGCAGCUGAUCCUGCCCCACUCAGUCUGCAUGCCUGGCAUAUCAGACCAGAAACAGACACUGGACCCAACCCUAAAUGAUUGUGUCAUUUUAAGUGCGCCAAUAACAAAAUCAGUGGAGAAUUUGGUUAAUUUUACCGAUGACACAAAUAGUACAAAAAUUCUUGGUGGCACUCCGUACAAAUGCGUGGACAAAAGCCUGCGAGCAAAGCUCAAAAACAAAAAGGAUGAAAGCGAAAUUGUGAUCAAAGGUGGAUCCAAAAAAUGCUCGGAGAAAUUGAAAGAAGAGAAUGAAACCGACGACGACGGGGAAUGUGGCAAGCGGAGCUUCAGCGCAUUGGCUCGACAAUUAUUUCAAAACUUAGUAUUAUUUAUUUCCAGAACCGAAAGGAAACACUAAGAUAACGAAUUUAAAACUGCUCAACAAUUGGAAUCAGGCCUGGAAGAGUUCAAUACGCUAAGCAAUACAUAACUUUGUGGGACAAAUUUCACGUUUAUCAAAUUUUAGAUAUUUGUGAAGAAAAAUAAAAAGUAUAAAGUUAAAUCCA